AUGUUACCAGCAAACCUCAAAGAAUGGACUCAUGAACAUGCCGUUGAAUGGGUCCAAGAUCGGAUAAGAAAGUAUCGCUACGAUGCAGACGUGGCCUCCUUGCAGGACUUUGUUGAUGGAGAGGAGCUUUAUCUUGCUGGAUCAUCACCCGACGCGUUUGUUCGAUGUUUCUCGGAGGCACCCCAACAUAUCCGAGAUGAUGAAACAAGAACAAGGGACAGAGAGAUCGUUCUAGGUGUUCUCUUCAAAGAUUUGCAAACGAGAACCUCUGCCAUACCAGCUCCCGGUGCUGCAGGAGGAGCUGGUGGCCAAGCGCAGACACUUCAGCAGGUCUUGAUAAAUGGCAUUGAGGAGAUCAAGAGGUUGGUCAAACAGAAGAAGAAGGUCUCGGUUUCAAGAAUCUCUCAGACCGAUUUCAAUCUGUUGAACCUCGGUGAGGUGCGUUAUCUUCCCUACCAUCAAGAAACAAUCCCAACAUACACCGCACUCGGUUGGGAGAAGGGAAAGGAGGAUUCUAAAGAGAACAUGCGCAAUGUCCUUGCUAGAUUCAAAGAGCUGACCACACUCCAAGGGGCCCACUUUGUUUCUGUUGCAUCAAAGACUCUCUUCAAUGAGGACAUGGAGGAUCUUGAGAUCACUGGAGGAACAGACAUUCUUGUUUGCAGAUCCCCCAUUCGUUCCCGUGACAUUGCAUUGACUCUGAUGACAGAAACUCAGGUCCACAUUGAACUCAAGAAGCCAACAAAGGUCAGGAAAACAGAAUCUCUCCAGCAAUUCCUCACUCAGCAUCUUAUCAUACAGCUUCACUCCAAAUUCUCAAUCCUCUCAUUGCUCACAGAUAUGGGCUCGAAUUGGUUCAUUGCCUGGACUAUCACUCUUGGUGACAAAUCAAUGAUUGCCACUUGCAAUUUGCCAUGGAAUCACGCCAUCAGAUCCAUCCAGCUCGUUGUACAUAGAAACAUGAGCCUCAAUGUUGUCAACCCAGACAAGUGGAACAUUACCCAGCUGCUGAUCGAAAGCAACCUCAUCACACCCCAGCCGACUGCUCAAAUCGAUGACAGCUCCGAUGAAGAUGGGGACGACAACGAUGGCGGUGACGAUGGCAGUGACGAUGACAGUGAGGGUGACGACAAAGAUCCACCCAAAGAUUCACGUAAGAGGAAGGGACCAACAUCCUCAAACAAGAGUCAACCGAAGCAGCCCAAGAACCAAGCAGCCAAGAAGCCAGCAGCCAAGAAGCCAGCAGCCAAGAAGCCAGCAGCCAAGAAACCAGCAGGAAAGAAGAGGUCAAAGACACUUGGAAUCACAUCACCACACAACGGAGGAUCAAUGAGCGAUGUCGCGAAUUUACAAGAUGUCGAUUACCUUUUGGACAAGGAUGACCUCGCUUCAAUGCAACGGGCAGGAAUUUAUAGAAUCCUGAGAGCAAUGGUCCCGUAUUUGUCUCGAGCAGGUCCUAACAGCAAUAAGAUAAUUAUUUGA
Acytostelium subglobosum LB1 is the source of this 1482-nucleotide messenger RNA. RefSeq lists its product as hypothetical. Lineage: Eukaryota; Evosea; Eumycetozoa; Acytosteliales; Acytosteliaceae. The record is from RefSeq and is a predicted model, not a curated record. The transcript has 3 exons. Bases 1 to 1482 code for a protein of 493 amino acids.